UGAGCUCGGCGCGGGCGGGAUCUGAGUUUAUCCCCCGGCGCUGGGAGCGGGGCGCCCGGGGACCUUCCAGGAUGGCAGCAGAAGUGGAACUCAACCACGUCCAAUCAGCAUCUGAAAUGGCAGAGGGAGAGGAUGACGAACACAUUUUUCAACCCACGAUGUUCCUGGAGCCUCAAGAGACGAGCAUUGAUAUGAAGGCACUUCUGGUCAAGAAAGUGAAGAAAACUUGCAGCUGCACCCCAGCCAAAGUUAAAGACCUGAUUUUCAGUUUUCUCCCUGUCUUGCAGUGGCUCCCCAAAUAUAAACUGAGGGAGUACGUCCUGGGAGAUAUAAUGUCCGGGGUGAUAGUGGCCAUCCUGCUGGUCCCACAGUCCAUUGCCUAUUCCCUGUUGGCCGGCCAGGAACCUAUAUAUGGUCUUUACACGUCCUUUUUUGCCAGCAUUAUUUAUUUCCUAUUUGGUACCUCUCGUCACAUAUCAGUUGGUAUUUUUGGUGUGCUUUGCCUGAUGGUGGGACAGGUGGUGGAUCGUGAGGUACAGAGAGCUGGGUAUGACAUAGAGCCCAGUGUUCAUAGUGGCCUUCAGAGAGAGAUGGUCAUUUAUGUAAAUACCACCACUUUGGCUGUGAACCAGACAUCACAAGCGCUGUUAUGUGAUAGAAGUUGCUAUGCAAUUACUGUGGGAGCCACGGUGACCUUCAUAGCUGGAGUUUAUCAGGUUGCUAUGGGCUUCUUUCAGGUGGGCUUUGUCUCAGUGUACCUCUCUGAUUCCUUACUCGGCGGAUUCGUCACAGGUGCCUCCUUUACUAUCCUAACAUCCCAAGCGAAGUAUCUCCUGGGCCUGGACAUUCCACGCAGCAAUGGCAUUGGCUCCCUCAUAACCACUUGGAUAAACAUCUUCAAAAACAUCCACAAGACCAACAUCUGCGACCUCAUCACCAGCUUCUUGUGUCUCCUUGUCCUCAUCCCAACCAAAGAGCUGAAUGAGCAUUUUAAAUCCAGGCUCAAGGCCCCCAUACCUAUUGAACUGGUCGUGGUUGUGGCAGCUACGCUGGCAUCUCACUUUGGGAAGCUGAAGGAGAAUUAUGGCUCCAGUGUUGCUGGACACAUUCCAACUGGGUUCCUGCCACCCCAGCCACCCAAAUGGGAUCUGAUUCCUAGUGUGGCGAUGGAUGCUGUUGCCAUAGCCAUUAUUGGCUUCGCUAUCACUGUAUCCCUCUCAGAGAUGUUCGCCAAGAAGCAUGGUUACACAGUUAAGGCCAAUCAGGAAAUGUACGCCAUUGGCUUUUGCAACAUUAUUCCCUCUUUCUUCCAUUGCUUCACAACUAGUGCAGCUCUUGCCAAGACUCUUGUCAAAGAGUCAACGGGUUGCAGAACUCAGAUCUCUGGGGUGGUGACCGCGUUGGUCAUCCUAUUAGUUCUGCUUUUGAUUGCACCUCUCUUCUACUCCCUUCAGAAGUGUGUCCUGGGGGUCAUAACCAUUGUGAACCUCAGAGGAGCCCUGCGGAAGUUCAGGGAUCUGCCCAAAAUGUGGCAUCUGAGCAAAGUGGACACAGUGAUCUGGUUAGUUACAAUGGCUGCUUCGGCACUGCUAAGUACUGAAAUUGGCCUGCUGAUUGGUGUCUGCUUCUCAAUGCUGUGCGUCAUUGUGAGAACUCAGAGACCAGAGGCACCAUUGCUCGGCUGGGUGGUAGAGACUGAAAUGUAUGAAUCCCUGUCUGCCUACAAAAACCUGAAGACUAAGCCAGGCGUCGUGAUUUUCCGUUUCGAAGCGCCUCUCUACUAUAUCAACAAAGAAUGCUUUAAAUCCACUCUGUAUAAGCAGACUGGAGUCAACCCAGCCUGGGUGAAGGCAGCCAAGAAAAAGCAAGCAAAGCGAAUGCUUAAAGAGAAAAUGGUGAAUUCUGGUGGCAGCCAGGCCGACGUCACCAAGCCACUGGUGUUUCACACCCUAGUGAUUGACUGCUGUGCAAUACAGUUCUUGGACACAGCUGGAAUCCACACGCUUAAAGAGAUCUGCAAAGAUUAUGGGGAGAUAGGCAUCCAGGUGCUGCUGGCCCAGUGCAAUGCCUCUGUGAGGAGUUCCCUGCACCGGGGAGAGUACUUUAAAAAAGAGGAACAGAACCUCCUCUUCCACAGUGUGCACCAGGCUGUGGACUUUGCAUUGGGUGCACAUAAGCAAAAUGGGUGCCGGGAAAGCAACAAUUGUGUGUAGGAUCAGGGGGAAAAAUUGUGGAUGUAUACAUAAUGUGCGUGCACUCACACAGGUAAAAUGCACCAAAGUACCAGGGUAUUGUUAAAAAACUAGUGGAGAGCAUACAGUGUGCUUUAAUGCUUUAAUCUUGCCCUACUGGAUAGGGUGAUUAGGUAAGUAGUGCUGAAUAUAGGCAUCCUCAAUUUGAUCGUGAUUACCAUGUUAAACCAUGUUUUUCAUGAUCCUUCUGUGUUGGGCUCUCCAUAUCCCAGUAUUUACCCCACAUUUAGAUCUGCAUCCCUGAGACCCUUAUUACAGCCACCAUCUUUCUGGGUUGGACUUCCUUUGACAGCUGUCAGUGCUUCCCCUUAGUGAAUAGUUUGAGGCAACUACACUUUUCCUCCCCAGUUCCAGGACUGGGCAUGCUGCCUCCAUAUCACUCAGCUGGCCAAAGAAUGAGUGAGCGGGAACAGAUACCCAGCUCUGUUGGGUUGUUCUCUGA
Mauremys mutica (yellowpond turtle) is the source of this 2694-nucleotide messenger RNA. It is a transcript of the gene SLC26A2, whose product is annotated as solute carrier family 26 member 2. Gene Ontology annotation, molecular function: oxalate transmembrane transporter activity; bicarbonate transmembrane transporter activity; secondary active sulfate transmembrane transporter activity. Gene Ontology annotation, biological process: transmembrane transport. The coding region runs from base 72 to 2213 and encodes 713 amino acids. NCBI's taxonomy places the organism in Eukaryota, Metazoa, Chordata, Testudines, Geoemydidae. The transcript has 3 exons. The record is from RefSeq and is a predicted model, not a curated record. Gene Ontology annotation, cellular component: membrane.